AUGGCGGCUCCCGUAGAAAGACUGUUAGGUGAUUAUGGUGGAGCAAAUGCACCAACCGGCCGGAUGACAAUAGUGAAUCAACCGGUCGAUGUUGCCCACUUUCAGUUGCACCCGGCAACCAUACGACAACUUGAGAAGAAACCUUUCUCUGGAAGAAUUAAUGAAGAUGCCAACAAGCAUUUACAAAGGUUUCUUACUAUGACUACGUCGUUGAAAAUAGAGGGGCAUUCUGAAGAGGCAAAGAAACUAGUGAUGUUUCCGUUCACUUUGUCAGAUGAUGCUGAAGAAUGGUUUUACUCUUUACCUGCUGGAACUGCCGGUGGCUCAACAAAUUUCAAAACAGCCACGGAAAUCAAGAAGAUCAUUGAUGCUAUCGCGGCAAAUGAACACUUGGAGUUAUAUGACCGUAGUGUUAAUCAGCCUGAAGGGUUAAUUGAUUUGAAGUUGUCAAAUCAAGUUGUUAAGAUGGAAGACCAAAUUGUGGCUGAAGUUGAACGAAGACUAAAACAAAUGGCUCUCGAGAAGCAAACUGUAGCACAGGUUCAACCAGCUCAGCCGAUUCAAGCGAUGAGUCAGAUAGCACAACAACUCGCCAAUGCUCAACCACAAGGUGCCUUACCAAGUGCAACUGUUACAAACCCAAGGGAGCAUCAGAAUGUGAAUGUCAUCUCAACAAGAAGUCUGAGGAGAUCAAAACCAGAAGAAAAAAGUGAAAUUGAGUAUGAUGAUAUCAUCGAAGUAGAUCUUGAAGUGCGUGAAAAUAAGAAAGUGCCAGAGGAGGUGAUACAACCUGUGAAGCCAACUGAAGAGAAAAGAAGAAAAGAGCCGACACCAUUGAUUAAGUUGCCGUAUCCUUCUCGAGUAGCAAAGAAGGACCAAAAAGAGAAAGACUUUGAGAAGAAAUUCAUGAAGGAAGUGAUAUCUAAAAAGAAACCAACAAGGGGUGAAGGGGUAGUUAAGAAGGAGAAAUGUUGUGCAAUCUCACCAGAGAAGAGAAUACCAAUCAAGCAGAAAGAUCCUGGAUCAGUUGCAAUACCGUGCACGAUAAAAAACAGAACUUUCAUGAAGGUUCUAAUUGAUUCGGGUGCUAGUGUGAGCUUAAUGCCAUUAUCUAUCUUCAAAAAGCUCGGUAUUCAAAAGGUGAGUGAAAGAGGAACAGAGUUGAAAUUUGCAGAUCACACAAUGAAGAGGUCAUAUGGGGUGGCAGAAGAUGUAUUGGUAGAAAUUGACAAAUUUGUUUUUCCAGUUGAUUUUGAAAUAAUGGAUAUCCCUGAAGAUGAAGAGACCCCUAUUAUUCUGGGUCGACCUUUCUUGCGCACUAGUAGGUGCAAUGUCGAUAUUGAAAAAGGUACUCUGACUUUGAAAUCUUUUGAUGAAGAAAUAACUUUGAAAGUGUUAGAUACCAAGAAGCAAGGUGAAAGUGGAGAUAAUCAAUCUUCAGUUGGAAUGAUCCACAUAGUAGGAAAAAGCAAAAGAUCAGAACCAACCCCAAAAAAGGUCUCAAGCAUAAUCUCUCAGGUGGCAGCAUCUCAUAUAAAAACUCCAAAGUCCAAUAAAGAAAUCAAGGAAAGAAAGAAAAAGGAACAUCAAGGUAAGGAGAUGGAAGUUGAAAGUGACUUGAGGCACAAAGUGUUCCAUCCUUUAAAUUUAGAUGAGUUCUGGGUUGCGGAAAGGACAAGCAAAAUGGUGUGGAAGAGGAAGUAUCCCCCAUAA
Molecule: messenger RNA, 1713 nt
Organism: Vicia villosa (hairy vetch)
Lineage: Eukaryota; Viridiplantae; Streptophyta; Magnoliopsida; Fabales; Fabaceae
Exons: 4
Coding region: 1-1713 (570 amino acids)
Biological process (GO): proteolysis
Molecular function (GO): aspartic-type endopeptidase activity
Source: RefSeq, a predicted model, not a curated record